AUGGCGGCACUUGUCCUCACCACGGCCUCUGCCUCUGCCGCAGGGUCCGAAGCCUUUGCUGGCAUCGCGCUUUUGAUCUUAUCUUUCAUAACUCUCAUGGUCCUGAGAUACUACCUGCCUCUCCGAACGACACCGGCAUAUAUCUUAGUCCCCAUCUUCUUCGCUCUCUGGCUUCCCGCCUUCAUCGUACUACUGGUUCCCAUCGACCUCGCCUCGAGCGCUGCGACCGACGAUGAAGCUGCUAGAGGCAUUUGGUUUCCACCUCGCCUGCUCUUGGUGUCAUGGCGCAUCACAUAUUGGCUGACCUUUGUGCUGACGUGGUUCAUCCUCCCCAUCCUCGCCGAGUAUUCCGACGCGGGCUAUCGCGAGCCCAAGGACCGACUUUUGUACUCUCUACGCUCGAAUGCACAGUACCAUCUAAUGGUCAUUGGAUCCGGAGUUCUCGGACUUAUCUACGUCGUCUUCUCCUACGGGCUCUCACUAUUCUCUUUAAAGGGCUUGGUCAUGGCACUUGCUUACUGCUGGGGUCUGAUAUUGGCUAUCUACCUCAUGGGCCAUGGCUUGGUUUCGAUACCAAGGACGCUUAUUCGCAAUGCAAGCAUCCCUGGCAGAUUGCGCCGUCUCCAGACUCAUGCGCCGAAGCUCUACGAAAAGCUCGAAGACUCCUUGGGAAACUUGGAGGAGACAGAAGCUCAAAUUUCCGAACUGAGCAAGCGGAUGACGGGCAGCGCCCGCGGUUUUCGGGAUUGGAUUGAGGAACUUGCCGACAUGUGCAAUAUCCCCGAAGCUCGACCGAGUAGCAUCAUAUCCAGGAUAGGCACUGAAAGCCGGAACCUACCAACUGUCAUAACCGAGAAGUAUCUCGCCGACCUCACCAGACAGCUCUUUCGCCAGCGUCAUGCUAGGUCACGAUACAUCGAUGAAUGGAACCGUCUGCUAGAUGAAGCCGCCAAGACGCAGGCAAUCUUGGACUCCGCCGCUUCCAAGAAGCUAGACUUUGGCCGGGCGAGCCCACAAGCUUCCAUGUUGGGAAGAACCACAAUCCUCACACCAUAUACUCGGUAUCUGCUGCACUUCCACUUCAUGCCGGCACUCCGAAUCCUGUCUGGUGGCUUUUUCGCCUUAGCAUCGAUUUGCAUCAUCUGGUCGGAAUUGGUCAAAGCCGCCCUGCCAGAGCUCUCGGUCAUCCGUCUCACGGUAGUUCACCACUGGACAGGAGAAAAAGGUCAAGUAGGAUUCGCUGGUCAGGUCAUUGCUGCGUUCUGGAUAUUAUACAUGUGCACAGCUGCCCUGACAUCAGUGACCGAGGUAAAGGUGUGGAGAGGCCGUGCUCUUGUUCGACGCAAUACUGCCCACGAAUCGGCCUUCUGGUAUGCCAGUCAGGUGGCUAGGUUGAGCGUACCGCUUUCGUACAACUUCAUGACGUUCCUCUCCCCGACUAUCUACAAAGAGACGAUGUUCCAUGACUUUCUUGGAAAACUUAUCGUUCUUACUCCGCUUGGGAAACAGUUUGAUUAUCUCUUUCCCAUCCUCAUUUUGGUGCCAGUGUUGGCCACUCUGUUCGGACUGUAUGGAAGAGUAAAGCGCGUGUUCGGCUUCGACAUGGAACUCGUAAACGACGACGACGAGAAUGAGCGAGGCUAUGGCACAGGAUCAUGGCGUGAAGGCCGGGAUUUGAUUGAGCGCGAGCUCAACGGCGCUUCCAUUUCGAGACAAGCUCCCAUCUCAGGAAGGGCAGGUAUCGGCGGCACCCGAGCAGCGCCAGUUCUGUCGGUACCUCCGGCAAGAUCGCAAGGCGCACAAACACCAUUUGCGACAUCGGAGCCUUCAUAUCGUGAUAACCCUUCAUCGCGGGCAGGACCGUCAUCGAGAGCAGCAAGGUCCGAAGAACCUGAGGAUGAUAAUUUCUUUUCGAGCUUUCAACACCGUUUUAAGAAUACAGUCGACAGUAUUGAAACUCCUAAGUGGUUACAAGAGAUCGGAGAUGGCUUCAAAAAACCCAAGUGGUUUGGCGGCGAUGAUAAUGGCAACAUAAGACUAUGA
This is a messenger RNA of Truncatella angustata, 2043 nucleotides long. RefSeq names its product LMBR1-like membrane protein-domain-containing protein. Gene Ontology annotation, cellular component: membrane. Lineage: Eukaryota; Fungi; Ascomycota; Sordariomycetes; Amphisphaeriales; Sporocadaceae. Bases 1 to 2043 code for a protein of 680 amino acids. The record is from RefSeq and is a predicted model, not a curated record. The transcript has 2 exons.